Molecule: messenger RNA, 621 nt
Organism: Oryza brachyantha (malo sina)
Lineage: Eukaryota; Viridiplantae; Streptophyta; Magnoliopsida; Poales; Poaceae
Product: transcription factor MYB73-like
Exons: 1
Coding region: 1-621 (206 amino acids)
Biological process (GO): regulation of DNA-templated transcription
Cellular component (GO): nucleus
Molecular function (GO): DNA-binding transcription factor activity, RNA polymerase II-specific; RNA polymerase II cis-regulatory region sequence-specific DNA binding
Source: RefSeq, a predicted model, not a curated record
AUGGGCAGGAAGAAGGGGUCGUGGAGUAGCGAAGAGGACGCACUGCUGACGAGGCUGGUGGGCCAACACGGCCCCCACCGCUGGAGCCUCAUCAGCGCCGCCAUCCCCGGACGCUCCGGCAAGUCCUGCCGCCUCCGCUGGUGCAACCAGCUCAGCCCCGCCGUCCACCACCGCCCCUUCACCCCGCAAGAGGACGCCCUCCUCGCCGCCGCCCAUGCCCGCCUCGGGAACAAGUGGGCCACCAUCGCGCGCCUCCUCCCCGGCCGCACCGACAACUCUGUCAAGAACCACUGGAACUCCAACCUCCGGAGGUGCCUCCGCCGCCAAGCCAAAUUAGCCGCCUCUUCAGCAACCGCCACCACCAACCUGCAGCUGCAGUUGCGACCAGAGUACGUGCUGGACGACGGCGACGAGCCCCCCGCCAUCCCGGACCCGGAGACAUCGCUAACACUGAGCCUUAGCCUAUCCUUGCCCGGGGAAUCUGCUGCUGUGGUGGCGCAGGCGGCGGGCACCGGGCGGCUGAUGGUGGUGAAUGCCCUGCGACAGAUGGUGAGGGAAGAGGUGGCAUACUCACUCAUGCAUAUGGCCGCCGCCUACACCAAGUCCAACGGCCCAAAUUAA